ACAACAACAACAACAACGAUAUCGUCGAAUAAUAAUAAAGCACCAUAUUAUUAUGGAGAAUUGAUUAAGAAAGAAUCGAAUAAUAAUACAAAACAAUCACAAUUUAAUAGGAAUCCACAAUUGAUUAAUAAUCGUAACAACAAUUAUUCUUAUGGUCAACCAUUAUCAUCAUCAUCAUCAAAUAUUAUUGUACAUGAAAAUUUUAUGACAACAACAACAACAACAACAACAAUUACAAAUAGUGGUAGCCCGAAUGAUUUGACCAAUACAAUUAUAACAGCAGCACGAUCAACAACGGGUAAUGACAAUUAUAAUAAUUUUUCUACUACCACCACGACAACGGCUACGACAAAUAAUUUGAAUUCAAAUAUCGUGUCCAUAAUCAACAACAGUAACAAUUUACCAUUUACGAAUCAUAAUUCAAAUUCAAAUUCAAAUAAUGUUGUUGACAAUCUGGCAGCAAACAAAUCACAGCUACGAACACAGCCGCCACUAUCAUCAUCAUCCACAACGUCUUCUUCUUCAUUAGCUGAACAACAGCAACAAGUUUCAAGUAUAACUCCUACUACUACGAACACCACUUCAACUUUUACUCAACAACAACAACAACGGCAUUCAUCUUUGGCCUAUCCACCACCAUCAAAUGUUCAAAGUACAACAAAUGCUGGUGGUGGUGGUGAUGAUGAUGAUGAUGAUGAUGAACGAAUAAUAGUGGUGGCAACAACUUCAACAUCGAUAACAACGUCGGCUUUAUCAUCAUCAUCAAUAACAACAACAACAACAACAACAGUGAUAGAAUCUUCGUCAUCACCGCCAAUACAAUCAUUAUCAUCAUCAUUGAUUAAUCAUCAACAGAAUAUUCCAUAUCAUCAUUUAUAUAAUUAUUAUCAGAAUCAUUCAUCAUCAUCAUCAUCAUCACCAUAUGGUAUUACAACAGGAUUACAUCAACAACAGCCACAACGUUUUCAUAAGAAUCCAUAUACAAAUACAAUUAGUUCAUUUGCUAAUCCAUUAUUAUCAUUAGAUGUUGUUGAUAUACGUAAUGGUACAGAAAGUUUACCACGUGCAUUUCAACCACCAUAUUCAUCGAAUAAUAAUAAAAAAUCAUUAACAUUAAAACAAAGUAUUUAUCAACGAUCAUUAUCAAUAUUUACAAAUGGAGUUAGUCCAUUAUUACGGAAAAAGAAAUCAAAAUCAAAUCAACAGAAUCAACGUAUUCCACAACAUUUAGAUUAUCGUUUUGGUGAUAAUAAAAAUUUUCGUCAAAAACAACAACUUUAUCAACAUCAUCAUACAUUAUCAUCAUCAACAUUAGGUUUAUCACAAUUGCGACGUAAAUCUGAACCUAUUAUGUUUAGCUACGAUUCAAUUACAAAUGAAUUAUCAAAAUUUCAAGCUCGUGAAGAGAAAAUUGUUAAAAAUAUUAAUCUUGAUUUUGAAAAAAUGUUAAUGAAUGAUACUAAUGGUGAAUAUUCAGGUUCAACAUCAAGUAAUACAGGCAUUGUUGUCGGUACUGGUGGUGGUGGCUGUAAUCAAUUUAUCGAUCAAUCAACAUCAUCAUCAUUACGUCGAUUAGCUCAACAACAACAGCAGCAACAACAAUUCGGUGGUAAUCUAAAAGAUGAUUUUGAUCAUUAUGGUAAAACAAUGAUUUCUGCAGCCGGUACAAAUCAAUUACAACAUCAUCCACAACUUUCAUAUAAAGAACCAUUCUAUAUGGUUUAUGAAGAUAAUCGUACACAUCAUAAUGAUGAUAAUAUAUAUGAAGAAAUUGAUUUUCUAACAUUAUCAUCAUUACGUGCACAAUAUGCUGAUACAUUAAGUUUACAAAGUUAUAAGAAAAAAGGUGGUAGUAAACGUUCAUUAGCAUCAUCAAGUUUUACACGUUGGUUUUCGACCAGGAAAAAAAAUUCACCAUCAAUGUCUGAAGAUGAGAAUCCAUAUAUUGAUAUUAAAUUAUCGAAAAAACAACGACCACCAAUACAAUUGCCAGAAAUACCUGGUGAAUUGAGUAAAGAACAGCUAAAACGUCGUUAUAUAAUUGGAUCAAUAGUGGAUUCUGAAAAUUCCUACAUAAAUUCAUUACAACGUAUUAUAAAUCUAUAUAAAAAACCAUUAGAAGAAUCUAGCCCAUCGAUAUUGAGUCAGAAUAAGAUAAACAUAAUAUUUCAUCGUUUGGAACAGAUUCUACAAUGUCAUACAAUAUUUGGUAUAGCCUUAAGUCAAUGUGUUCGUGAAUGGGAUGAAAAAGAACAGAUUGGUGAUGUAUUUAUUGCAUCAUUCUCUAAAUCAAUGGUAUUAGAUAUUUAUUCAGAUUUUAUUAAUAAUUUUACCAAUGCAAUGGAAACAGCACGUAAAGCGGCUAAAUCAAAAUCAUCAUUUGCACAAUUUUUACAAGAAAAAUCACUUUCUAGUCCUGAUCGUCUUAGUUUUUUUGGUUUAAUGGUAAAACCAGUACAAAGAUUUCCACAAUUUAUAUUAUUAUUAAGUGAUCUACUUAAACAUACACCAUCUGAUCAUCAUGAUCGUAUGUCAUUACAAUUGGCAUUAACACAAUUAGAAUCAUUGGCUGAUCGCCUCAAUGAACGUAAACGUGAUGCUGAACGACAUUUUGCUGUUAAACAAUUAUUAAAAGAUUAUCUAAGUAGUUCAACAACAAAUUCAUCAAAUCGUUUUCUAUUACGUCAAGAUGAUAUUUAUCAAUUAGAAUUGGAUACAAGUUCUGGUUUGGUGAUGAAAACUAAAUGUCGUAAAUUAUAUCUAUUGAAUGAUAUGCUUGUUUGUGUAAGUGUUCCAGCAAAUCGUCUUAAAUAUGCUGUUUCAUUACAAGAUGUUGAUGUUAUGGAUGAUGUUACACCGGCAACAAACAAUUUGAUUGCAAAUUCAAUGCUCAAAAGUAAAGAUCCAGCAACGGCAAAUUCAUCACCAAAACAUUGUACGGUUGAAAGAAUGUAUUGUGAUUUAAAUAGUUUAAUACAUGAUCUUGAAGUCAUUAGUCGUGUAUCGAAUCUAUUAACAUCACUUCGUUAUCAAUAUCAAGGUAUAUCCGUGGAACUAGUCGAACAGAUUGGUACGGAAAUUCGUGAAGAAAUACGUAAAAAAGAUGCACAAAUUACAUUGAUUGAUCGAUCAUGUUUACAGAUACGAAUACGUUCGAAAAAUUAUAAAGAUAUUAUCUGUAUACAGAUGAAUGAUCCAGAAACGAAAAAAGAUUGGCUUACCGAUGUACGGCUUGCAAAAUUAGCAUUAGAUCGAUCUAAUAAUCCAGCAUGGGAUAUUGUUAAUGAAACAAUAUCAACAACCAGAACAAAUCUAUCGAAUUCAAUCAUUAUGCAUCGUGUACCAUUGUUCGUCAAAUCAUUACCAAUAUUUGCAACAACUGAACAUAGUAUGCUUACAUGUGCAUUACAUUAUCGUAUCCAUCGUCGUGAUGAUCUUGUAUUGGAAAAUAAUUCUGGUGUUCUAUGGAUAUGUAAUGUUAAUGAAAAUGGUUCACAAUUAGGUGCAUUAGCAACGAAUGGUACCGAUAUUAGUUUAAUACAUUCAUAUGAAUUAUGUGAUUCACAUGUUACCUGUAUUGAAUCGGUUGGUUCAUAUGCUGUUUGGAUUGGUUUAAGACAAGGACGUAUCAUUGUGAUUGAUGCCAGUUCACCUGGAGAAUGGCAACAAUUUGCUGCAUUAGAUGUAUCGGCUGAAGUAACCUGUAUCAGAUAUUUUAUUAAUUUUGUUUAUGUUGGGCUAAUCACUGGUGUUGUUGCCUUGUUCAAUGCUACUCAUUAUGAAGAACCAAUAAUCAUAUCAUUAUCAACUGCUCACCCAGUCACAUGUUUACUACCGGUCAAUAAAGAAAUGUUUGCAUGUUGUGGUGAAAAAAUCUGGAUCAUCAAUAAUGCCCAAUUGGAUCGUAGUUAUUAUUUGCAUAAUAAUAAAAAUAGUCCAGGUAGUGAUCAAUUAUCACCAGGUGAUCCUUCUACAGCCAAAGUUCAACAUUUUCCCGAUGAAGAUCUGAAACCUAAUCUUCUUGCACAUUGUGGUAUUGGUCUUUGGGUUAGUCUGGUGAAUUCAUCGAUCAUCAAAUUAUAUCAUACGGAAACAUUUAAACAUCUACAAGAUGUUAAUGUUGCAUCGAAUGUUAAACGAAUACUAAAUGAAAUGGUUGAUCCAAAUGGAAUUUUUGUCACAGCCAUGUUGGCCACACGUGGUCUAUUGUGGAUCGGAACAAAUGUUGGUGUGAUUGUAACAUUGAAUUUACCUCGUCUACAAGGUGUACCUUUGAUAUCUGGCUGUUUGAAUGUCGCUUUACAUCGUCAUACUGGACCAGUUACAAUAUUGCUCAAUCUAACAAAUACUCAAAGUGAAAUUCCUGUACAUCCAAAUAAUUCAACAAUGGAUAAAACAAAAUCAAUGGAAGAAAUUGAAAAAGAAGAAAUGAUGAUGAUGAUGAAAAAUGAAGAUGUUGAAUCAAUUUAUGGUCUUUAUUCAGAUCUAAUGAAUGUUGAAAAUUAUGUUCGUGUUGGUCAUGAUCCACAUCAUCAUAGACAUCAUCAUCAUGAUUUAGGAAAUGUAACAAAUAGUGGCCAUCAUAUGGCCGUAUCGAAAAUGACCUGGGAUCUAGCCAAUAUCAAUCUUUCAGAUGAUUCUACAUCGGAAAGUGCUAUCUAUCAAGAUGGAUUGAUAUUACGAAAGAAACCAACAUCAACAGCUAAUUUAAUGAAUCUAAAUAAACGUCGAACAUUAGGUAAUGAACAUUUGGGCAAUAGUAGUGGUGGUGGUGUUGGCGGUGGUAUGACAUCAGCUGGUAGUCAACGAGAGAUAAGCAGUGCUGGCAAUUAUCCAAUAUCAUCAGCAACGAAUAAUCAAUUAAGUCCAGCUAAAAGUCAAAAUAGUAUUUAUGAUUCAUCCAUUGGUGGUAAUGAUAAAAGUUUAAUUGAAAAAGAAAAUGUUUCCUCAUCAUCGGGUAUUGGUGCAAGUAGUAGCCUUUAUGAUAUAGCACCAUUUAAAGGACAGAAAUUACAAACAACAUCAACAACAAUAGAUCAACAACCGGGAUCAUCAUCAUCAAGUGGUGGUGGUGGCGGUGGUGGUAAUAAAUAUAAUAAUCAUCCAUUAGUAUCAGCUGCUAAUAAUCAACAAUCAGCAAGACAUUAUGAAACUACAACCGGAUCAUCAUCAUCAUCAUCAUCGAAUAAUAAAACAGCAUUAUUAAUGACCGGAGGAAAUGGAUAUAAACGUGUAUCAUUGAAUGAAACAACCUAUUCAAGUCAACAUGCACAUUGUUGUAUUUGGGAAUAUAAACUUUGACUAAAACCAAAGAAUUCAAAGCUUUCAUCGUGCAUUUGAAUGAUAUCAACUCAAGGAAAAAAAAUUUGUCAGUAUUUAUUAUUAUAUAAACAAUUUGAAAAACAAACGCAUUACGAAUCCUACGCUUUUUUGCAAAAAAAAAACAACUGAAAAUAAAAACACGUGGCAACUCAAAAAAAAAAAUUGGUCUCGACAAUCAAACGAAACCAAACGAUGUGGAAAUAUAUGAUUUGAACUCUUUUUUUUUACUAAAUUUUUUUUCGAUUGAUUGAUUAAUUAAUUAAUUAAUUACAAUACAAUGAA
Molecule: messenger RNA, 5604 nt
Organism: Dermatophagoides farinae (American house dust mite)
Lineage: Eukaryota; Metazoa; Arthropoda; Arachnida; Sarcoptiformes; Pyroglyphidae
Source: RefSeq, a predicted model, not a curated record